UCCUUGGCCAGUCAGAUAGCAGAGGGACAGAGUGGGUUUAAAAGGCGACUGUAGUGCAGCUGGGCUGACACCGAGGCUGAGACUGACACCAUCAUGAAGGCUUUCAUUCUUCUGGCUCUGUUCGCAGUGGCAUAUGCCGCUCCCAUUGAGGAUGACAAGAUUGUUGGAGGCUACGAGUGCAGGAAGAACUCUGUGCCCUACCAGGUCUCUCUGAGCUCUGGCUACCACUUCUGUGGAGGCUCCCUGAUCUCCAGCACCUGGGUGGUGUCUGCUGCUCACUGCUACAAGUCCCGCGUCCAGCUGCGUCUUGGUGAGCACAACAUUGCCGUCAAUGAGGGCACAGAGCAGUUCAUCAACUCUGCCAGGGUCAUCCGUCACCCCAGAUACAACAGCCGCAAUCUGGACAAUGACAUCAUGCUGAUCAAGCUCAGCAAGCCCGCCUCCCUGACCAGCUACGUCCGCACCGUGUCCCUGCCCUCCAGCUGUGCCAGCUCUGGCACCCGCUGUCUGAUCUCUGGAUGGGGCAACACCCUCAGCUCUGGAAACAACUACCCUGAUCGUCUGAGGUGCCUGGAUGUCCCCAUCCUGAGCGACAGCAGCUGCAGGUCUGCCUACCCUGGACAGAUCACCUCCAACAUGUUCUGUGCUGGAUACCUCGAGGGAGGCAAGGACUCCUGCCAGGGUGACUCUGGCGGCCCCGUGGUGUGCAAUGGUCAGCUACAGGGUGUGGUGUCCUGGGGUUAUGGCUGCGCCCAGAGGAACAAGCCUGGAGUCUACGCCAAGGUCUGCAACUACAACUCCUGGAUCCGCAGCACCAUGUCCUCCAACUAAAGUCACCACACAGACAUCUGUUAAAGGAUAGAAAACUGUAUAUUCCUUUGAAUAAAUAGAAAAACAAAGCUA
This is a messenger RNA of Sebastes umbrosus (honeycomb rockfish), 903 nucleotides long. RefSeq names its product trypsin-3. Gene Ontology annotation, molecular function: serine-type endopeptidase activity. Gene Ontology annotation, biological process: proteolysis. NCBI's taxonomy places the organism in Eukaryota, Metazoa, Chordata, Actinopteri, Perciformes, Sebastidae. The record is from RefSeq and is a predicted model, not a curated record. Bases 94 to 831 code for a protein of 245 amino acids. The transcript has 5 exons.